AUGUCUCGAUCUCGCCAUGCAAGGCCUUCCAGAUUAGUCAGAAAGGAAGAUCUAAACAAAAAGAAAAACAGCCAAUUGAAGAAGGCAUCCAAGCCAGCCAACAAAAAUGUGACAUCUGUCAAGACUGUGAGCCUUGGAAAAGUAAAGCAAUACAUUCAAGAAGGAGAUGUUAAGAAAAAAACAGACCCUAAACCACCUAUGCCUGUCAGAAGUCUUCUGACAAGAGCUGGAGCAGCCCGCAUGAAUUUGGACAGGACGGAGGUUCUUUUUCAGAACCCGGAGUCCUUAACUUGCAAUGGCUUUACAAUGGCUCUCCGAAGCACCUCUCUUAGCAGGAGGCUUUCUCAACCUCCUGUGGUCAUAGCUAAACCCAAGAGAGUUCCGCCUUCUAAGAGUUUAGAAAAGCAACAUGAGUGUGAUUAUAAGGUAGUCAGUGACAUGGGAGUAAAGCACUCAGAAAAUGAUUCGGUCCCGACCCAAGAUCCCCUCAUCCCGCCUGAUAUAGAGAAUCUGAUUGGUAUACAAAAUACAUCUUUAAUUGAAGGUGAGAGUCAAGAGACAACUCAGUCUUGGUCUCAAAGGAGAGAGGAUUCCAAAAUUGAUGUACCCACUCACAGUAGCUCUGCAGCAGGGAUCUUUUCUGGGCCAUUGGAAGAGAUACAUUGUGGUGAAGGACUAUUCUCUGAACAGACAUCAAAUGAUAUCAGUGAUUCUCCUAAAAUGUUUGCUCAGGACACUGUAGGUGCUCCUUUAACCCAAAGAUCGACCCCCAAAGUUACCUCUGAAAGUAACCCUACCACUCAGUUAGAAGAAUUGGGUUCCCGAGUACAAUCUCUGAAGCUAACUGAUUCUUAUCUGGACCCCAUGAAAACUGAACCUAAUUGUUUCCCACCCCCCAGUUUUAAUAAGAUGAUACCAGAAUUGGAUGUUAGAAACUGCUUGUCUCUUGGUGGGUCUAUAUAUCCCAACACUCUAAUAAAACUCCUUUUGGCAGGCUCAGAACCAGAAACCCUUGGUGCUAACCCAGGUCAUCCAGGGGCCUUCAAAGCUACCUUGGAUCAAGAGGAAGUUCCUGAUACGACCUCUGCCCUAAGACAGGCCUUCAGUGCUAUCCCUCAUCAAUGGGAAUUUCCUGGUGCUAACCCAGUUCAUGGUGGGGCCCUGGGUGAGAUUCCAGACCCACCAGAGAUUCCUGGUGCUAUUUCAGUCCAAGGAGAGGUCUUUGGUACUAUCCUAAACCAACAAGAAAUGCAUGGUGUGGUUGGGGGUGCUGCCCCAGACCUGCCUACUUUUCUUCCUAUUCUUCCAAACCCAAUUACUACCUAUAACGCUCCCCUCAACCUCAAAUGGCCUGAGCCCCAGAGCACUGUCCCAUAUGGGCCUGAGGUCCAGGGUGCUAUGCCAGUGUUGCCUUUGGGCUCAGGACACACUCCUCAAUUAUUAUCAAACUCAGAGUUGAGUUCUGUACCUCCAGUAAUAAAUGCAAGCAACAUAGAAAACGAGAAACAAGUUCAAAUAAGCCUUCUACCAGCUCACACUCAGGGGUUCACCUCCACCCCUGUUUCAGUGGAUGUGGUCCCACUCUCCCAGACCAAACCUAGCAUAUCAGAAAGAGGGAAUUCCCAGGUCAGCAUGACCAGCUUGGCUGAUGAUGUCAACACCACAGGGACAUCUGUGCCAGUAUCACUUGCCAGUACAACCUCUUCUUCCUAUACAACCUUGCUACCAACUUUGGAAAAGAAGAAACGAAAGCGUUGUGGAGUCUGCGGGCCCUGCCAGCAGAAGAACAACUGUGGUGAAUGUACUUAUUGCAAGAACAGAAAGAACAGCCAUCAGAUCUGCAAGAAGAGGAAAUGUGAGGAGCUGAAAAAGAAACCAUCUGUAAUUGUGCCUUUGGAGGUUAUAAAAGAAAACAAGAGGCCCCAGAGGGAAAAGAAGCCCAAAGUUUUAAAGACAGAUUUUGACAACAAAUCAGUAAAUGGCCCCAAGUCAGAAUCCAUGGAAUACAGUAGAUGUGGUCAUGGGGAAGAAAAAAGAUUGGAAUUGAACACACAUCCCCUUGAAAAUGUAACUAAAAAUGAAGAAAGCAUGACAGGUAUCAAGGUGGAGAGGUGGACACAGAACAAGAAAUCACAUUUAACAGAUCAUGUCAAAGGCGAAUACAGUGCAAGUGUAACAGAAGCUCAGAAAUCAAAAACCUCUGAAGAUGACAAGAAACAAAUCAAACCUCCAAAGUUGUUCGUACCAACAGUAAGAAAUGGCAUUAAAAAUGUACAGUGUUUACCAUCUGAAACAAACGUGUCAUUUAACAAAUUUCAUAUUGAAGAAUUUGGUAAGUCAUUGGAAAACAAUUCCUGUAAAUUCCUGAAAGAUACUGCCAAUCAAAACAAUGCCAUGAGCUCCAUUGCUUCUAGUGCAAGUGGUGGUCAUCUCAAGGGGAGAAGCAAUGCGUUAGCCUUCCCGAAGCCUGGCUCUAACUGCACAUCCAUUGAAAAUUCUGCAAACUUAAAUAGUCAUACUAAUGCACACAAUGAAGGUGAUCAACCAAAAACUCCUGAGACCAUACCAAGUAAAGAACCAAAAGAUGGAUCUCCAGUUCAACCAAGUCUCUUAUCCCUGUUGAAAGAUAGGAGAUUAACUCUCGAGCAAGUCGUCGCCAUCGAGGCUCUCACACAACUCUCAGAAGCCCCAUCAGAGAAUUCCUCACCAUCAAAGUCAGAGAAGGAUGACGAAACUGAUCAGCGAACAGCUAGUUUGCUUAAUAGUUGUAAAGCUCUACUCUACUCUGUAAGAAAAGAUCUCCAUGAUCCAAACUCACAAGGGGAGCCUCCAAGCCUUCAUAACUGUCCAUCUCUCGAAAAGCAGAGUUCAUGCAAUCCAGUGGUGUUCAAUGGCCAAAAUACCCUGCCCAAGUUACAGAUCAGUUCAGACACUAACCAAGCAUGUACAAAGCCACAGGAACAUUCAAAAGUAAUUCCCAAAUCAAAUUCAUCUAUAAUUGACAUCAAUAAAAGUGCAUGUGAAGGCAGAACUACUCUUAAUGAUUGUCCUACAAAUUUGCACCAGGUGCCACCAAGAAGUAAUAAAUUGGAGCAUUCUCACCAGUUAAUGGACAGUAAUAAAAACUUAAAUUCAAAAAAUGAUCCAUCAAGUCAGGAUGUAUCAUACAGUCAAAUUGAAGAAGAUGUUGCGACACAAUUAACACAACUUGCAUCAAUCAUUAAUUUCCACUAUGUAAAACCAGAGGAAAAGAAUGUUGAAAGUACACCAACAAGCCUUGUUACAUGUAAUGUGCAGCAAAAAAAUAGUCAGGAGAAGGGCACAAUUCAACAGAAACCACCAUCAAGUGUGCAAAAUAAUCAAGGUCCAUCAUUACCAAAGCAAAAGACCACAACCCAGAAAAAGGCGAAAUCUAUCCCAUCAAGAGAUCGCCGGAAAAAGAAGCCUCCAGCUGGAAAUUGUCAAGAAAAUGAUCAGAAGAAGCAGGAACAGUUGUCCUAUGAGUAUAGUAAGUUACAUGAUAUUUGGGUAGCAUCCAAAUUUCAAAGAUUUGGUCAGUUUGGGUCACAUGAUUUUCCUAUUCUGUUGGGAAAAAUUCCACCUUUUGCCAAAGUAUUGAAACCACUGACUCAAGCCAGUUUAUCCCUACAACAAAAAAAAUUAUUUCCUCCACUCACUCAGAUAAAAUUUGAGAGAUACCCUGAAUCAGUACAGCAAAAAAUGAUGAAGGUUGAACCAUUGGAUUCUCUCCCAAUAUUUCAUGACAAAACAGAAUCCAAUGGGCAGGCGUUUACAGAUAAAGCUUGUAAUUCUCAGGUACAGUCAAUAGUGAAUGUCAAUCAGAAAGCUCAUCUUUUGCCCCAGGCCUCCUCUCCACCUAACCAGUGUGCUAAUGUGGUGGCUGGUGAUGACCAAACACAGUUUCAAGAAGAUGUUCAAGAGCAUCUUGUUCAUCAGAGACUGCCAACAUUGCCUGGUGUCUGCAUGGAGACACCCUUACCAGACCCUGCACAAAUUCUCAGGAAUGUAAAUGUAGUAAGUUCAGGUGGAAUUAGCAUGGUUUCCACCAAAAGUGAAGAGGAAGGCUGUUCAUCUAGCAUUGGAGCACCAGAAUUUUCCCCUGUAGACAGUGCACAGACAAGUUUUAAUGAUUAUCCCAUGAACUUUCUUUGCAAUAACCCUGCAAAAAACCUGGCGGCUACAACAAAGGAAUCAGAAGCUCCGACUUGCGACUGUCUUGAUCGAGGUAUACAAAAAGACAAAGGCCCAUAUUAUACACACCUUGGGGCAGGACCAAGUGUUGCUGCUGUCAGGGAAAUCAUGGAGAAUAGGUAUGGGCAUAAAGGAAAGGCCGUAAGGAUAGAAAAAAUAGUAUACACGGGAAAAGAAGGGAAAAGCUCUCUGGGGUGUCCAGUCGCUAAAUGGGUUAUAAGAAGAAGCAGUGAGGAAGAAAAAGUUCUUUGUUUGGUCCGGGAGCGUACAGGCCACCACUGUCACACAGCUGUGAUGGUGGUGCUCAUCAUGAUAUGGGACGCCAUACGUCUUCCAUUUGCUGACAGAUUGUACAAGGAGAUUAUUGAGAAUCUACAGUCAUACAAUGGUCAUCCGACAGACCGAAGAUGUACCCUCAAUGAAAACCGUACCUGUACAUGUCAAGGAAUCGAUCCAGAAACUUGUGGAGCUUCAUUCUCUUUUGGCUGUUCAUGGAGCAUGUAUUUCAACGGAUGUAAAUUUGGUAGAAGUCCAAGCCCCAGAAGAUUUAGAAUUGAUCCCAGCUCUCCCAGACAUAACUUCUAUGACAGAAUUACUAAAGGACGUAAUCCAAGAAGAAGACAUAAGAAACCGGAACGAAUCUGUCCGGCACACAAGGCCAUGGAAAAAAUCCUUGAAGAUAUUUUACAGGGUUUGGCUACAGAAUUAGCUCCAUUAUAUAAGCAGAUGGCUCCAGAAGCUUACCAAAAUCAGGUAGAAUAUGAACAUGUUGCCCGGGAAUGUCGACUUGGUUGCAAGGAAGGCCGUCCUUUCUCUGGAGUCACUGCUUGCCUAGACUUCUGUGCCCAUCCCCACAGGGACAUACACAACAUGAAUAAUGGAAGCACUGUGGUUUGUACUUUAACCCGAGAAGACAACCGUUCCCUGGGUGUUAUUCCUGAGGAUGAGCAGCUGCAUGUCCUGCCUCUGUAUAAACUUGCAGAUACUGAUGAGUUUGGGUCCAGAGAAGGGAUGGAAGCCAAGGUCAAAUCUGGAGCCAUCCAGAUCCUUCAGCCCACUUGCACGAAAAAAACACGUUUUACUCAGCCUGUUCCUCGUUCCGGGAAGAAGAGGGCAGCGAUGAUGACUGAAGUUCUUGAGCGCAAGAUUAGGGCAGUGGAGAAGAAACAAAUGCCUCGAGUGAAGAGGAAGAAUAACUCGGCGCUGACAAACAACAGUAAAACUUCAUCCAUGCCGCUCCCAGGUUCAGAGAACACUAAAAGCUAUUCAUCGAUCCCAUCCAUUCCUCACCCAGUGAAAGAGGCAAACCUAUCUCCAGUCUUCUGGUCCCCGAAGACUUCUUCCAUGCCAACAGCUCCGUUUAGUUACAAUAAAGUAGCCUCCUACGGGUUUUCAGAAAGAAGUAGCAUUCCCCACUGCACAAUGCCUUCUGGAAGACACAGUGGUGCUAAUGCAGCUGCUGGGGAAGGCACUGGAAUUGCACAGCCUGGCGACCUGGCUCCUCUUUCCACCCUGCCUCCUCCCAUGACAGAUUCCCUUGCUUGUUCUGAGCCUCCCACUGGUCCAACUGAGCAGCUAACUACUAAUCAGCCAAAUCAGCAGUCCCCAUUCCUCACUUCUUCUCAUGAGCCUGCUUCCUGUCUGGUGGAAGAAGAUGAGCAGCAUUCUGAAGCAGAUGAGCCUCUAUCAGAUGACCCCCUAUCAGACGACCUUCUGUCACCUGCUGAGGAAAAAUUGCCCCACAUUGAUGAGUAUUGGUCAGACAGUGAGCACAUCUUCUCGGAUCCCAAUAUUGGUGGGGUGGCAAUCGCACCCACUCACGGCUCGGUGAUGAUUGAGUGUGCCCGGCGAGAGCUUCAUGCUACCACCCCUGUGGCACACCCAAACCGCAAUCAUCCUACUCGCCUGUCCCUUGUAUUCUACCAGCACAAAAACCUGAAUAAGCCCCAACACGGUUUUGAACUAAACAGGAUUAAGUUCGAGGCUAAAGAAGCUAAGAAUAAGAAAAUGAAGGCCUCAGAGCAGAAAGACCAGGCAGCUAACGAGGGUGCUGAACUGUCCCCCGAAGUAAAUGAAUUGAACCAAAUUCCUUCUCAUAAAGCAUUAACAUUAACCCAUGACAAUGUUGUCACUGUGUCCCCUUACGCUCUCACACAUGUUGCAGGGCCCUAUAACCAUUGGGUCUAAAGGCUUCUUUCCCCUUCUUAAUGCCUUUGCUAGUGCAGUGUAUUUUUUCAAGGUGCUGUUAAAAGAAAGUCAUGUUGUCGUUUACUCUAUCUUCAUCUCACCCAUUUCAAGUCUGAGGUAAAAAUUUUAAAAAUAGGGUGGGUACUUAACUGUGACUAUAUUUUGACAAUUGGUAGAAGGUGCACAUUUUAAGCAAAAAUAAAAGUUUUCUAGUUUUAAAUACAUAAAGAAACGUUUUGGUUAGGUGUUAACCUUGAUAGAAUCACUCAGUUUGGUGCUUUAAAUUAAGUCUGUUUACUAUGAAACAAGAGUCAUUUUUAGAGGAUUUUAACAGGUUCAUGUUCUAUGAUGUAAAGUCAAGACACAGUGUUAACUCUACACAGCUCCUGGUGCUUAACCACAUUGACACAGUUAAAAAUAAGCUGAAUCAUUGUUUCAUGGUGCCAUCGUUCCAACAUCUUCCAAUCAUUGCUAGAAAAUCCGCAUUUUCCUUUGAAAUAAACCAAUGAAAUGCUUUCUCUCUUAAAAUAUUUCUCCUGUAUAAAAUAAUUCAUUAUUGUUAGUAAUGGUUGGAGGCUGUUCGUAAAUUGUAAAUAUAUAUUUUAAAAGCACUUUCUAUUUUUAAAAGUAACUUGAAAUAGUAUAGUAUAAGAAUCCUAUUGUCUAUUGUUUGUGCAUAUUUGCAUACAAGAGAAAUCAUUUAUUCUUGCUGUGUAGAGUUCCAUCUUGUUAACUGCAAUGUGUAUUUGAAUUGUGUAUAUGGUUUUUGUUCUUUUAAUGUGUCCUUUGACAUUACGUAUUAGCUACUUAUUAUAAAAUAGUGAGUAAUCUCUAAAAUUGGAAUUAGGAAACGUAUCACCAAUAUUGACUAAGUUCUUUUAAAUUAAAAAAAAGUGUGGUCUCUUCUGAUUUAUUGAGCUACAAUGGCCUCAAUUUACUUUUAUCCCAGCUUUUUCAAUGUGUAACCCAUGAAAGAAGUUUCAAAAGGGAGAUGGAAGAAAAUGUGAUUCAGAAGAGUCAAAUGCUUUUAUGUUUCAAAGUGAUACAGUUCAAAAAUUAAGUAACCAGAACCCUACCCAUCCCAGAAUGUUUUGAAAUCCAUUCUGGUGUAGAAUAAGAAGGGAAAAAAAUUCCUGUAGAAAUCAUUGGAAACAAUUCACCAUUAUUAUCAGUUUCUCCCUGACCCCAGUCAAAGAAUGAGAAUAGUAUUAUAAAUAUGUCUCUGUUCUUUAAGAGCGAAUUCAUUCAUUUAUCUCAGCAUAUUGGACUUGGGGAAAAAGUAAUUUAUCUUCUCUCUUACCUGUGUUCUAGGUAACAGGAAAAAUAGGCAUUCCAUUUAUUUUACUGUUCCCAUUUCCCCCAUUACUUUAUGAAUCAUUUUUUAUAGCAAAACAAAAAGAAUUGCCCAAACAAAAUGUUUUGAACAAGACGAACCUUCUAUGAAAUACUUGAUUCUGUUAAAAUGUAGAGGUGCUAUAACAUUCAAAGUAUCAGAUUCUUUGGGAGUAUAGAAAACCUCAUGGUGCUUCUCCCUUGGAAAUGCCAUAGGAAGCCCACAACUGCUAACUCAAAAUUUUGGUGCAAAAGCAAACAGUUUCAGCAAGCUCUCUAACAAAAAACUCAUUGUAACUUAUUAAAAUAAUAUAUGGUGCAAAGUAUCAGUUUAAAGCUUUUGACUAAUCCAAGUAAAGGAAUAUGAAGGGAUUGUAAAUAAGGAAAUGUCCAUUGAUAGACCAUCAUCUUUUAUGUGUAAAAUAGGGUAAUUCAUUGACUUGUUUUAGUAUUUUGUGUGCCUUAGAUUUCCGUUUUAAAACAUGUAUUUUUUUUUUUGAGCCUAAGGUUUCUUAUAAGUAUGUAAGUGAUUGUUUAUUGCUUCAGCUGCUUCAGUAAGAUAUUUUCUAGUAUUAGACUAUCAGGAAUACACCCUUGUGAUAACUACAUUUUAGCUUUUAGGCCUUACCUCCACUAGAAAUUGUUUCCUCGCCAGAUAGAAUGGAUAAAAUUUUAUGUCCCUUAAUCUACCAUCCAGCUAUCUAUUUCCCCAGUACAUACUUAUUGAAUGCCUGCUAAAUUUAAAUAUCGCUUUUGUUUUUUCUUGGAAUCAUCACCUUUGACAUGGUAAAACUGAAGAAUAAAAAUCCUAAAUGAUAACUUUGAAAAUGUAUUUUUAAAGAAAUAGCAAAUUACCUUCAAAAUAACCCAUGGUAGUACUAUGUGCAGUGAUUCAAAUCAAUUUGUUUCUAACUUUAAAUAAAUUUCUUAAUCAUCUAAAUUUUAAUGUUGAUUAAAGGGACUAUUGGGAUUUGUGAAACUAGUCACCGUUUACCAAAACUAGUACUGAAAAUAUCCAGUUUAAAUUAAAAUGUUUCCAUUCCAUUGUUGUAAUAAACGUUAUGAAUGGGCUGCCUCAACCAAUAACCCCAUGUGGGAACUCCAGUCUGUUUCUACUUUGUUGAAUUUUAACAGUUUACUAUCCCAUUCUCUGCCCUGUGAUUUUUUUUUUUUUUAAGCUUAUGCUUAUUCAAUGUUUUGCAGCAUUGUGAUUGUAUGCUGGCUACACUGCUUUAGAAUGCUCUUUCUCAUGAAGCAAGAAAAUAAAUUGGUUUGAAAUGACAUUUUCACUCAUAAAACUGGUCAUCUAACGUUAUUUCUGCACCUCUGCUUUACUGAAAUGACUACCUUUUACCUCUAUAUUGUACUCAAAUUGGGUUUUAAAUCUACAUUUGUUCAUGGUAUGAUCAUUGAAUUCAUUUAUACAUGACCUCCCAGUUAUUCCAGUUCAUAAUGUUACAAAUUUAUCAACUAUAAUGAUAAAUAUAAUGAUAAAAUAACUCCUACUUAGGAUUCUACAUACUACUGAAAGCAUACUGUCCCUCAAAAUUCCAUUUCUAAUGGUUAUGAGGCCAUCACUGAAUUGUAUUUCCCCCCUUAUGCUUGUCAGCCUCACUUACAUUUUGUUUCCAAUUCAUCCACAAAAAACCAACUAGAUCAUAUCAGAAACCUAAUUAAAUUAUUUAUUGAACAAUGAAGCUAUCUAAAAACGUAUAACUGCAGGUGAAUUUCUGCAGUGUGUUCACAUCUUAAGUAACUUUCCAACAUCUUUAUUAUUCAAUCUGCAUGUGGAUGAAAUAAUUUGAUUUGUUAAAUAUAGAACUUCCCUAGAUGAGAUCCAUAACCAAUUUACUUAAGACAUAACCCCAAUACAUACUUAAUUGAAUGCAUACCCUUGUGUAAAUGUACUGAUUUAGUUCAUAUGAAGUAACCUACUUUCUAAUGUUAUUACUCCAGCGUACUCCUACUGAUUACCAUUUCACCAUAGCAUGAGCAAAAAUAACCCCCAAAUAGUCUUUUAAAACAAAAAAAUUAAGAUUUUUUUUUUCCCCCGGGACAGAUUUAAGAAAUCAUUGCAUGGUAAUUUCCAACAAUAGUGGGCAUAGCAUUUCCUUUGAAUGUGCCAACUAAAUUGAUAGGUGUAUGCAACAUUUACUAGUUAACCUUCAAUUUCACACCUUGAUGCAUGGAAAUCUAGGUUUAAUACAACUGUGAAUUUUAAUAUUUUGUAGAGAUUUAUGAUGACAAUUGUUAAAUAAUAUAACAUGUUAGUUCCUCAUAGUGGUGGAAGUCACUUCAGAAGUCAUACAGUUCCCUCACUAGAACCCAGAGAACAGAUACCAAUUUCUGUUUGUAAUUAGACUUUAAAUAGGUGAAGGCUACUUUGUGUUUAGAACCAUAUAGAAUAAACAAACUAUUUUUUUUUUUUUACCCACAAGGUGUUUUAUCACUAGGAAAUAGCCUUAUUUAGGGACAAACCAAAAAUUAAAUGCCAGGCGUGGUGGUGCACAUUUUUUUGUGAUCCUAGCGAUUCUGGAGGCUGA
Molecule: messenger RNA, 10274 nt
Organism: Sciurus carolinensis (gray squirrel)
Lineage: Eukaryota; Metazoa; Chordata; Mammalia; Rodentia; Sciuridae
Gene: Tet1
Product: tet methylcytosine dioxygenase 1
Exons: 12
Coding region: 1-6399 (2132 amino acids)
Biological process (GO): oxidative demethylation; positive regulation of transcription by RNA polymerase II
Cellular component (GO): nucleus
Molecular function (GO): zinc ion binding; DNA 5-methylcytosine dioxygenase activity; DNA binding
Source: RefSeq, a predicted model, not a curated record